Messenger RNA from Loa loa (African eye worm), 369 nucleotides. RefSeq lists its product as hypothetical. The annotation marks the transcript as partial. The record is from RefSeq and is a predicted model, not a curated record. The transcript has 3 exons. Lineage: Eukaryota; Metazoa; Nematoda; Chromadorea; Rhabditida; Onchocercidae.
UCAGAAUGUGGAUGGGGAAAUGAUGAAUCGUCUUUUAUGAGAAGAUUUCAUCGACGACGUACAGGUACUCAUAAAUGCGCCUCACGACUUGAUAUGAUCCCAUGUGAUCUAAAAUAUCCAGCAUCAUAUAAAUAUUGGCAAAAUUUACUGAAGACGAUAUUAAAUAAAUUCAAUUUCACAAACGAUUAUCGUCCUUGUCCAGGCAUGUUCAAUAAUUCUAUCGGUGAUUAUGGCAUAUCACCACAAACUCCAAUUCUGGCACCAAAAAUUAAAAAUAUCAAUCAAUUUGAUAAAGAAUUUAUGCUUCGCCCAAAAGAUUUCAUUAUGCUUUGUCCGAUUUGCAUGAUUAGUAGCAGAUUUUCUUCGUAA